AUGAUAUCCCUGUUGAACGAAGAGAACGCACCCAAUCCAGUCUAUCAGAACUGCACCGGGUUGUCUAAAGUUGAACUUAAGGACAAACUUUCCGCAAUUGAAUACAAGAUAACGCAAGAGAAAUUCACCGAAAGACCCUUUUCAGGCAAGUAUGUGCGAGAAUUUUCACCGGGCAUCUAUCAUUGUGUUGUUUGUGACGCACCUCUUUUUGACAACGCAUCGAAGUUUUAUUCGGAUUCCGGUUGGCCGUCGUUUUCCAAUGUGUUGAAACGCCAAGAUGUCUAUCUUCAGGUGGAUACUUCUUCAGGCAAGUUUACCCAUCAGCCGACCUGGUGUGGUCACUCUGCUGUGUUGUUAUCUUGGUGA
Molecule: messenger RNA, 366 nt
Organism: Opisthorchis viverrini
Lineage: Eukaryota; Metazoa; Platyhelminthes; Trematoda; Opisthorchiida; Opisthorchiidae
Exons: 2
Coding region: 1-366 (121 amino acids)
Biological process (GO): protein repair; response to oxidative stress
Cellular component (GO): cytoplasm
Molecular function (GO): peptide-methionine (R)-S-oxide reductase activity
Source: RefSeq, a predicted model, not a curated record